This is a messenger RNA of Uranotaenia lowii, 1854 nucleotides long. RefSeq lists its product as uncharacterized. NCBI's taxonomy places the organism in Eukaryota, Metazoa, Arthropoda, Insecta, Diptera, Culicidae. Gene Ontology annotation, molecular function: phosphatase activity. Bases 423 to 1379 code for a protein of 318 amino acids. The transcript has 4 exons. The record is from RefSeq and is a predicted model, not a curated record. Gene Ontology annotation, cellular component: cytoplasm.
GUUGUGUCGUCUGUUACCUAGUCAGUCGACAAAGGUCAUCCGGCUUUCGGAUUGAGUGGAAUCUUUAAGGGAGUUUGAAAAGAUUGACUGCUGAGAAAAAGUUCAAUUUCGUUGUGAAAUUAUUUGCGGUCGUUGUUAACGUGUCGUUCAAAACCGUAUGAACGAGAUAGACCGAGAGACGCCACCCACCCACACCCCCGAAAUUGGCAUCGCAAACCGAUUAUUCAAAGCGUUUUUUUUUUUUGUCGUGAAACGCAAGAUAAGUCAUCUAGAUUGUCCAUUUGGCUACCGUUAGAAACAAUUUUAUGUCUGAAGAAAGCCGCAGUUGAGCAGAAGCUGGCCACUAGAACGGUUGUUGGUUGUUAUUCGUGAAUUUCGUGAAUUUCCGUUUCAGUGAAGGCACGUGCUUGUUCAGAGACAGAAUGGACAAAAGUAAAAUUCGACACAUUUUGGACCUUUCCAAAGAUGAGAAACGAGCAUUCGUGAAUUCUUUCGACUCAAUAAUGUCCGAUUGUGAUGGCGUGGUGUGGAAUUUUACUGGACCCAUUCCGGGAGUGGAUCGAGCGCUGCAGCUUCUCAGAGAUCAUGGGAAGAAGCUAGCAUUUAUCAGUAACAACGGUAUGCGUACGAUGGAUGAGUAUGCAGAAAAGUUCCGGCUUAUGGGAAUUGAACAUCAGGAUUAUACGGUUGUGCAUCCCGCCUUGACCAUCGUCAAGUAUCUCAAAUCGACCGGAAUGAGGGACGCUGUCUACUGCAUCGCGACGGAAGUGUUCAAGAACUAUCUAAGGGAGGCAGGAUUUACGAUCAUUGAUGGGCCAACUGAACGAAUAAAAGACGAUUACACAUCCAAGCCAGUAGGUGCAUUUGCGGAAUAUUUCCGAGCGGACCCAAGCAAACCGAAGGUCGGGGCCGUAGUGCUGGACAUCGAUGCUAAUAUCUGUCUACCCCAGCUGAUGAAAGCUACUACUUACCUUAAGCAGAAUCCCGACUGUCUGUUUAUAGCUGGUGCAACCGAUUACACAAUUCCACUGGGCAGUGGUAUGGAGGUCAUUGGUUCCGGUCAUUUCAUUGACCUUUUGGAGAAAGCUAGCGGUCGCCGUGCCUUGGUGCUCGGAAAACCGGGCCAAGCGUUGGCCGAAUUUGUUCUGGAACAGUUCCACAUAACCCAGCCUGAAAGAACGCUGUUCGUUGGUGAUAUGUUACCCCAAGACAUGGGUUUUGGUGCGAGAUGCGGGUUCCAGAGAUUGUUGGUGCUAAGCGGUGGAACGAACAAAACAAUGCUGCUAGAACACGAUAAGGAGGACGAAUUACCGAACUAUUAUGCCAGCAGUUUUGCAGACUUCAUUCAACUAUUCAAAGAAAUUUCGAGCGAUGAUUAAGAUAAGUGAGGAAAGGAUGUGAUAUUCUUGCAACAAAUCAUCAUUAUCAGCUAAAUUUAAUACUUAGUACAAUUAUUGUUAUUAGUCGCAAUGCAAAACAUUGAAUGAAGUACACAAUUUAUGUAAAACCACUAUCACGUACUGCCGAUAUCAGUUGGUUUCCGAAAUUUGACCUGGACCCAAACUCGGUACAUCUUCAGCAUUCUUCCCCGAUUUACCUGCAAACGGCGAUCGACGAUGUUCUGCUCCUCGACCAGGCCAGCUCGUUCGAAAAGUGUUCGCAAAUCUUCCUGGGUGAAGAAAUAAACCAACGUUCCAUCUCCACGAACGUAAAAGUUGUCCUUUAGGCAUUUGCCCGGUUUAAAACGCAGCUGGGCCAGAUCGUAGCGGCCAUAGUCGCGUAGCAACAACAAUCCACCCGGUUUAAGAUAACGAGCUAUUUGGUUAGCCACGUGUUGCAUUCUGUCGAAAACGG